Messenger RNA from Leptopilina heterotoma, 1430 nucleotides. RefSeq lists its product as uncharacterized. The transcript has 5 exons. Lineage: Eukaryota; Metazoa; Arthropoda; Insecta; Hymenoptera; Figitidae. The coding region runs from base 365 to 1186 and encodes 273 amino acids. The record is from RefSeq and is a predicted model, not a curated record.
UGCAUUUUCUUCAAUUUGAGUUCCUCAGGAUACAUCAAUAUCAUAUCAUUAAACGCACACUUAUUUAAGUGAAAUUCCAAUUCCGCAGUUUAAAGCUUCCGUCAUUCAGGUGAAAAUUAUUUUCCAUGGGUAAAAGCCAUUGACAGCCGUUGACUUUGACAAUUGUACGCAAUUGUUCCCAAUUCUUUUUACUACCUAUACAUUGUACUUUCUAUGGAUAUGAUUAUGUAAAUAUAAAAAAAAAAUUAAUUCAAAUGGCUUUAAUAAAAGUACCCUCAAUUUACUAUAAGGACGUAUAGAGGAUUUAAAAAAAAUAUAAGAAAGAAAUAGAUAAUUAACUAACGAUAACGAAUAAGGAAAGAAGAUGAUGCUGAAAGAAUUAACUAUCCUAGUCCUCUGGGCUUGCGUUCUCAGCAUCUCGACUGCCGUUGCUCCCAAUAAUAACCAAGUCGCCAAAUAUGAUGAUUCCAAUAAAAUUGAUAAUUCUGAUUCAUCAAGAAAAGACAUGCAGAAGGCAGGGGAUAAAAAUGGUGAUGCAUCAAAGUUGGAAGUACCAGCUAGCCCAAUCAUUAACCCAGUGGAAAAAUUUAUUAGAAGAGAAAUUGCGAAGAAAGAAAACCUCGCCCUUUGGUUGGCCCUAGAAACAAUGAGUUACGGCUCGGGAGCUACGGCUAAGAGCAUUUCGGAAGGAAUGCAGUUGGCCAUAAAUGGAAUGACACAAUUAUUCACCGACAUUGGACUUCCAGCUGCGAACACUGCGGAAAAGUUGUCGUUGCUCUCGGAUCAAAAGGCAAAAUCAAGAUCCAAAAGAUCAAUUUCAAGCGCUAUCGGCACUUUGUACAGUGGUGUCACUCAGCUAAUUAAGUUUCCAUUUAUUCUUAUAAAGGGAAUUUUCCUCUUGCCGUUUAGAAUAGUCUACUACACGCUACGUUGGCCUUUUUCAUUCAUAUUUGGGGGUGACAGCUCGACCUACACUCUUCUCUUGACGGACAUGAGUACCGAGAGAAUUACCCAUAUGGUACUAACUGCCGUCUGGAAAUUCAUGAGAGACACCGGCUUUGCCCAGUUGAAUACUUUUGCCACUAAAUUAAAGGACAAUAAUGGUGUACCCACUCAAUUCAGAACUUUGCUGUCUGAGUAUGCUGCUAUUUACAGCGUAAUGAAGAUGCUGAAAUAUGUUUCCUAAUAUUUAUUCUAGUGUGUGUUAUACUACAACUAUAUUUAUCCUCUCAUAUUAAUACUUAAAAUCUAAAAUAGUAAUAAUUUCCAGUGUAAUUACCCUAGGAAUCAGUAAAAUACUAAUUGGAAAAUUUCUACAAAUUCAUGUAACUAAUUAAUUUAUUGAAAUUCAAGAGGUAUUAGCAUUUAUAUUCAAAUUUCGCAAAAACUAUAUUUCAAAAUGUUACGAAAAUAAAGAAUAAAGUUACAAA